Molecule: messenger RNA, 604 nt
Organism: Pelobates cultripes (western spadefoot toad)
Lineage: Eukaryota; Metazoa; Chordata; Amphibia; Anura; Pelobatidae
Source: the annotation of a GenBank genome assembly
GUAUGUUGAAAAAUAUGGGCUUGAUGGUCCAUGUCCAGACAUAGAGGGCCUCCUGAAAAAGAUAGCACUUAAACUGGGGAAGACUCAGAAGGUCAAGGCACUCACAGGGGUUGGUAUGUACUAGGGAAAUUUAAAAAGAGAAAUUUAAAUGCUCAAAACCAGAGCAUUAGUGAUAUAUAUUUAUGUAUGUUUUGGAAGUGUGUGAGCACAUACCUGCAUUUUGGUAUUCAGGACUUGUAUGCACCAAAAUUAUUUUUGGGACGGGGAGGUGAGGUUUGUUUUUAUUAUGUAAAAGAAAUGGCAGUAAAAAAAAAAAAACUAAAAAAAACUGUAAUUAGAAAUGCUGUUGCAACUUAAAACAAAAUAAUUGAAUAUUGUUAUGUAUAUUUUGUAGUCAUUACAAAUAAGUCUUAAACAAUUUUGUCCAAGAACAAUAUCCUUUGUGAUAACUGGAAAACUGUUGUGUAUGAGCUCAUUUUUCACAGUUUCAAUCUGUGUGUUUUAAGGUGACGUGAAUAUAACCGUGCCAAACUAUAGUGCCGCCGCUUACGAUUUUAUCCGAACGUAUCGGAGAGGAGAACUUGGACAGAUGACUCUGGACUGA